Molecule: messenger RNA, 300 nt
Organism: Cadophora gregata
Lineage: Eukaryota; Fungi; Ascomycota; Leotiomycetes; Helotiales; Ploettnerulaceae
Exons: 1
Coding region: 1-300 (99 amino acids)
Source: RefSeq, a predicted model, not a curated record
AUGCUCUUACCACACACAGCUCUUUUGCUUGUACUUACCCAACAUGUUCUCGCACAAACUGGGAAUGCCAGAGGGUCUGAUUUUCUCCGGUUCGGGUGCUCGCAGUUGGUAGUUGAGCGGACCGAUCCGCUCGUCACGCCAGGUCAGGUCCCAUCACCACAUAUGCAUCAAAUAGUCGGAGGGAAUGCCUUUAAUGCCAGCGUAUUUCUCCAUCUUCUCUUCUCUCCCCUUUUCCUUCCCUCCUAUCCUCCCAUCCUCCCAUCCUCCCAUACUACCCCCAAAUACGCCCAAACACACUAA